AUGUCUUCGUCAUCAAGCGACAUCCACGUUUUUGACCAUGUAGCAUCUGGAUGGGAAAGUGUACGUGCGAAAUUCGAACAAAAUUUAGUCGAUGGAGUUGACGUCGGAGCAUGCCUAUGUGUUUAUCAUCUAGGAGAAUGCGUAGUGAACUUGAGUGGUGGUUGGAGAGAUGGAAAGACUAAAAAAGAACCUUAUACACCAGAUACUCUUCAGCUUAUUUUUUCAACUUCCAAAGGAAUUGCAGCAGCAGCCGCGGCAUUGUGUGUAGAGAGCGGCUGGCUCGAUUAUCAAGCGCCUGUAGCCAAGUACUGGCCUGAGUUCGCUGUUAAUGGAAAGGAGAACAUAUCGGUGAGCGAUGUAUUAGCUCAUCGAGCUGGUCUACCAUGCGUUGACCAACAACUCACAGUUGAGGAUGUGUUUGAUUGGGGUCGAAUGGCUUCUCUGCUGGCUGAACAGAAACCUUAUUGGGAACCUGGAUCAACACAUGGUUAUCAUGCCCACACAAUCGGUGUUUUGGUUGGUGAACUUAUUCAGCGAGUCGAUCCACAACAUCGCUCUUAUAGUCAGUUUGUACGGGAUGAAUUGGACCCCGAAUUCUAUGUCGGAGUAUCUGAUGACAAAGUCGAAGCACGUAUCGCUCCUCUUCUUGCCAAAAGUGGUACUGGCUCUGCUACUUUGCCUGAAAUGGAUCGACUCACCGAAAAGUCAAUGACAUGUAGUGGUGCCUUUCCUCUGAAAGCGCCUAGUAAUUGGGACGUCGUUUUCAACCAACCGCGAACACAUCAAGCUGUCAUGCCAGCUGUUAAUGGUAUUUCCAAUGCUCAUUCGUUGGCACGAAUAUACGCGUUGCUGAUUGGCGAUGUUAAUGAAAAUGAUACAAUCACAAAGUGUCUUCUCAGCAAGAAAACUUUACAAUCGGCUAUUGAAAAUGUCACACCACUAGAUGAACGCGAUCACUCCUUUUUUGGUCUAAUGACGGAAUUUUCAAGAGGAGGAUUCGAAUUACGUGGUGAUUUCUUCAAAGUUCUGGGCGAAGACGGAUUUGGUCAUAAAGGUGAGCUAUCGAGAGAUGAUUGGUUCUAUAAAUAG
Molecule: messenger RNA, 1089 nt
Organism: Rotaria sp. Silwood2
Lineage: Eukaryota; Metazoa; Rotifera; Eurotatoria; Philodinida; Philodinidae
Source: the annotation of a GenBank genome assembly